AGUCUUCUCUUUUCACGUGCUUGUAGCUCUGGUGAGUUUUUUUUUUUCGCUGUUCCCCUUGUCAUACAGCAUGUAAUAGAGCCUCUUCACUGCUUGGCAUCUCUUAGUUGUUCGAAAGGCGCACAGAUCGAAAUCUCCCGCUAUCUGCUUCUAGUUGUUUUGUUCCCCCUUCUCUUGUACGUACUCGGCGUAGAAAUCACGCGUAAUGGACAGUGGCAAGCGCAGACAGUACGUUGCACCCUCUAUCGGGGGUGCUUCUGUGCCCAAGACGGCGGCGGCAGCGGCGGCAGAGGCGGCCGCAAAGCGUCUCAUCAGCCUCCGUCGCACCGCCGUCGCCCAGCAGCAGCAAGAUCAGCCAGAACAGCACGGCGCACUUUCUGGCACCUCGUCUCCCCACAUCUCUCAGAGUUUCCCUUCGGCGGAUACCGUGAACGGCACCACCGCUGCGCGUUCGUACGCCACGUUGGUGCGUCCAGGCGAUGGGCGAGCGCCAUCGCUUGAGGCAUCCUCUUCAUCGCAGGCCUCCCCACAGUGCUCCUCCGCCUCCGUCUCUCCGUCUUACUCUGGUGCACCGCCGCAGCAGGAGCAGCCCUUCUCGCCCAACUCUCUUCGCUUUCUACACGAAGGAGUUUCCGAUGCUCGUGCCGCUGCGGCUGCAGCUGCCCGACGACAGGAGUAUCGUUCGUUCCCGCAGAUGCCGCCAGACCCGACCGCGGCUCGUGUGAGAGCCGCAGCAGCGGCGGCAGCGAUGUCCACAACCGCCGCCACUUCCCCGCCCCCCGCGCACGUCAACGGUGAGCAAUUCAAUAGUAAUGCAGGCGAAAACCGAGCCUUUGAACUCCCACGCCCAGAGUCGUUUCGCGCGGCAGGUCACCCCUCGUCUUCCGUGGCAGCAGCGGCGGCGGCGGCGGCGGCAGCGGCGUAUAUGCGCGCGCGUGGCGGCCACCUUGUGGCUCCGGCAGACCCCAACAGCCGGACAUCUCCCACGCCCUCCUCCGCCUCUUCGCCGGCACCGACGCUGCCACAGCCACUUUCUGUGCAUGAUCAACGGCCAGAGACAACUGGACCAGCCGCGCCUUUCGCACGUCCCGCUCCGAAUUCUUCCUUUCCCUCUGCGUUGGCUUUAUGCGGCAGCACAGCGACGCAGCGCCUGCCUGCGCGGUGGUCACCGAGUAAGCGCGAGCGUGAAGACAGCGACGGCACCGGUGAACCGGAAAAGACGGAAGGAGUUCACCAGCGAACACGUCAGACACCCAAAGCAGAUCCUUCGGCGGCACGACAAGAGGUCGGGGUCUCGAAGGGGAAAGACAAUUCUGCAGACGAGGGCAGCAGGAGCAGCUCCUCCGCUUCUGCCUCCUCUGCCUCUUCUUCCUCCUCCCUCGCUACCUCGCGCGACGCCACCGCAGCUACACACCCUACAGACACGUCCGUCCGCCACCACAACGGCCACCAUCCUCUUGAAGUCAUCGCCGCGCCGCGGCUACACGAUAGCAAAAGCGAAACGAGUGGUGCAGAUGUCGUGGCAAGCAGCACGGGACCGUGGGGUGGACUGGAGCGAGUGGACCCCCUGCGCAUGGUAGUACCGGCUCGGUCGUUGGCAGCGGUGGUGCAACGCGUAACGACGACCACCACCGCUGCUAGAGCAGCAGCGCCUGCCCCGUCAGCGGCUGAAAGGGACGAUGAAGAAAGCGAAAAUAUUGUCGGUACUCUAUGUCUGGAGACCGACACAGGUACGGCGGCAACAAACGAAGGCGACUGGGCUGUCCGUCAAGCUGCCGAGAGUGAAAAGAAAGAAGCAGCAGAAGAGGAACAUUCCGAGCUGAUCCGACUUCGCGCAAUUCUCGAUGUGCGUGACCAUGAGUCGCUGGAGAGGCGUGCGACCAAGGCAGCCACGCUUCCUCCGCCGCCGGCAGACUUCGUGUUGGACCUCCUGCAGCAGCUUCCCGCCUCUCCGCGCCGGGCGGUGUACAGCUGCGACGACUGCCCGUGCACCGCCACGGAAGGCAUCAACGAGGAGUUUCACGACUGCGUACAGCACCUCAUGACGCGCAUCGUCCUGCGGCGUGAUGGACGCGCCGGUGACGCCGCAGCGGACGGAAACAUGUCGCCCGCCCCAUCAACGGACGCCACCGCAGACCACGUGAAACCCGCACAGCAGCGACACCCACGUCGCCCGGACGAAGUGACGAGGAACAUGCCGUCCGACGUGCGGGAUGUGGUUGCCUACGCGCGAUUUGUUGUGCAGCAGCGGCAACAACUGCAGCAAGGUCACUCAACCAUUGUCUUCGCGAACACGUCUUCGACGACAGCCGGCCGUGGCACCUUCGCCUCUCAGAAGGAAACGUGCGAAGAAGAUGCAAUGGCAGCUGCUCAUCCGCAGCUGGGCUCCCUCAAGGCUUUUGUGGAGGCAAAACUGUACCUCAUGCAGUCGACGAGCGCGAACCCCGAGUCGACUCCUAUCGGCCAGCAGGGAGAGGAGAACAUCGCGUCGCCUGCGGGGGAGCUAGGCGGCAGCGGUGGCCGGCUUGCCGCUUCGCUCGGCGCAGCCCAUCAGCACUUUGUCGACGUCGCUCGCGCCGCCUCCUCUACCCGCCAAGAAAAGGCCGAAGCCGCGCAGCAGGCGGAGCAGCGCCUGGCCACCUCCGCGUUGUCGUGGCGUGAAACGUUCCAGACGUUUCUUCAGCCGGACCGGAACCGGCUGGAGAACCUGAGUUCGCUGGACGGCAGCUGGCAGCAUUUGUUGGACCGGCAAGGCGCCAGCGGAGACGUUCUGCAGCGCCUACAGCAACUUCUCCUGCCAAGAGACGCUUCGUCCGCCAACUCGCUGAGAUGCGGCCAGCAGCAGCAGCAACAGCAGUGGGAAUGGGGAAAAAUGUCCAAAAAGAAGCGGAAGAGAGGGCGAGGACGUGCGCAGGCGUGCCAAGAUGGGCGCAGCGGGGGACUCGAGCUGCCAUUACCGCCUUUUGACUCUUCCUUCCCUCUGCCUAUGGAUGAGUGA
Leptomonas pyrrhocoris is the source of this 2998-nucleotide messenger RNA. RefSeq lists its product as hypothetical. Bases 206 to 2998 code for a protein of 930 amino acids. The record is from RefSeq and is a predicted model, not a curated record. Lineage: Eukaryota; Euglenozoa; Kinetoplastea; Trypanosomatida; Trypanosomatidae. The transcript has a single exon.